AUGGCGGGUCACUUGUCAGCUCUCUGCUCUUAUUCUACUUCUGAUUCAUCAAGUUGUCACUCCGUCCUGUACUUCUGUGGGUUUCCUCACUCCUGUUUCUGUGGCGUAGGUACAAGGUUUGCUGCUCCAGCACAGUCAACAGCCGACUCCUUACGCCUCCUGCCACCACGUCGCCAGCGCCUCCUGCCACCACGUCGCCAGCGCCUCCUGCCACCACGUCGCCAGCGCCUCCUGCCACCACGUCGCCAGCGCCUCCUGCCACCACGUCGCCAGCGCCUCCUGCCACCACGUCGCCUGCGCCUCCUGCCACCACGUCGCCUGCGCCUCCUGCCGCCACGUCGCCAGCGCCUCCUGCCGCCACGUCGCCUACGCCUCCUGCCACCACGUCGCCAGCGCCUCCUGCCGCCACGUCGCCAGCGCCUCCUGCCGCCACGUCGCCAGCGCCUCCUGCCACCACGUCGCCAGCGCCUCCUGCCGCCACGUCGCCUGCGCCUCCUGCCGCCACGUCGCCUGCGCCUCCUGCCGCCACGUCGCCUGCGCCUCCUGCCGCCACGUCACCAGCGCCUCCUGCCGCCACGUCGCCUGCGCCUCCUGCCACCACGUCGCCUGCGCCUCCUGCCACCACGUCGCCAGCGCCUCCUGCCACCACGUCGCCAGCGCCUCCUGCCACCACGUCGCCAGCGCCUCCUGCCGCCACGUCGCCUGCGCCUCCUGCCGCCACGUCGCCUGCGCCUCCUGCCGCCACGUCGCCUGCGCCUCCUGCCGCCACGUCACCAGCGCCUCCUGCCGCCACGUCGCCUGCGCCUCCUGCCACCACGUCACCAGUGCCUCCUGCCGCCACGUCACCAGCGCCUCCUGCCGCCACGUCGCCUGCGCCUCCUGCCACCACGUCACCAGCGCCUCCUGCCGCCACGUCGCCUGCGCCUCCUGCCACCACGUCACCAGCGCCUCCUGCCGCCACGUCGCCUGCGCCUCCUGCCGCCACGUCGCCUGCGCCUCCUGCCGCCACGUCGCCUGCGCCUCCUGCCGCCACGUCGCCUGCGCCUCCUGCCGCCACGUCGCCUGCGCCUUGUAUGCGACAACUGGCGCGGUCAUCUAGAAGACAGGUCCCCCUCCAGUAUAGUCACUCCCUCAGUAACUGCCACUGGUGGAGAGCUGGACACUGUUCACGGGUCACACACGGAAGUUGCUCCGGUGAAAGCCUAA
This is a messenger RNA of Procambarus clarkii (red swamp crayfish), 1206 nucleotides long. NCBI's taxonomy places the organism in Eukaryota, Metazoa, Arthropoda, Malacostraca, Decapoda, Cambaridae. The record is from RefSeq and is a predicted model, not a curated record.